Helianthus annuus (common sunflower) is the source of this 1013-nucleotide messenger RNA. RefSeq lists its product as uncharacterized. Lineage: Eukaryota; Viridiplantae; Streptophyta; Magnoliopsida; Asterales; Asteraceae. Bases 74 to 781 code for a protein of 235 amino acids. The record is from RefSeq and is a predicted model, not a curated record. The transcript has 8 exons.
UCCGCAUAUACAAAUACAAAAUUUGAAGGCGCCAAAAACUCCUCACACACAAAAUUACGACGUCACUCUGAAAAUGUCAUCUUCAAAACCGAGUUCGAGGAGGAAGAAGAGCAUCGAAUCGACAACUCCAGAAACGGAAUUGAAAGGAGUGAUGAUCGAAGAAGACGGUUUCAAUUUCGGUGCUGGUAAAUUGAAGCAGCGAGCUCAGAAGAAGCAGCGAUCUGCCUUCGAAGAUGAUCUCGAUGCAGAUCUAUCUAGCGAUAUAAAAGGUUUGAUGAACGCCUUACAUCAGAUCAAAGAGAAAGCACAGAAGGACGGGCAGAAGAAAAAGGAGGAGACUAUUUCGAGUGUUGCAUCAGAAAUCAGGUCUAAGUUUGAUGAGUUGAAGUCCAAAGUAGAGAAAGAAAGGCAAAACUUUGCUAAGGCACUAUCAAAGAGCUCCAAAGAGUGUGAGAACUUACUGAAGAAUGAGACUGCCAAGUUUCAAGCAGUUUAUGACAAUUUCUGCAAGGACAAGAACUCACAUCUGCAAGCCCUUAACGAUACCAUUUCAAAAUACGAAGAGGAGAGGGAGAAACUGCUCAUGAAAUACGAACAACACAGAAAGAAAGAAAAGAACAUGAUAACUGAGCAUGAAAAGGCUUGUGCAACCAAAAUUGCUGAACUGGAAGAGUCUCUGAAGAAAAAGAAGCAGGAUGACAAGACAUUCAGCCUUUUAAGGAAAACUCUAGGCUCGUUUCUUGACAAUGCGUCUGAUGAGGACUUCCCGGCUGAUGAUUGAAGCGGAAUCUGAAAACUUAUUAGCUGCAAAUGUUAUCGGUAUAUGUUUUAUAGCGUCAUAAAGUAGUCUUGUUUCCACUUGGUAAGCUUAGUGAAGUUUAAGCCAAAGAGAAUGCAUACCAUGUUAAAUAGUUAUCUACUACUAUCAACUGCUUUCUUAAUGCAGUUAGAGAUAUAAAUCAGAUCACAUUGCUGUUUAAGUAGCAAAUGGUUACUAUUGAUCUUUUCCAACA